AUGACACUUGGAAAACAAGCUAGAUUAGAAGCUGGUUGCUCGAGCGUACCGAGUACCGAGGGAGUCAUUAAUAAAGGUAAAGGUACACGUGGACCUACGGGAAUGUCUGAGAUCACACGGGUUAGUUGUGAUGGACACAAGAGAGUGGUUGAAUACAAUGAGCCCGGUCAACCCAUUGGUGAAAGUGCAACCAAGUUAAAGAGUUUCAUUGGAACAAUCGUGCGGGUUCAUGUUCCGAUCAGUUACCAAUUCUGGAAGGAUGUACCUACAGAGCUCAAAGAUAAAAUUUACGAACUAAUUGAGGGUGGCUUCGUAGUAGACCCCAGAUCCAAAAAGAGUAUUUUACAAAAUGCGAGUGUAUGUUUUCGAAACUUCAAGUCAUCGCUAACUACAAAGCAUGUAUUACCAUAUAAGAAGGAUUUGGAGAAACUAAAAGACCCACCAACAGAAUACUCUUUCAUCGAUCGUGAGCAUUGGAACAUAUUUGUCGCUUCCAGAUUAACCGAACAAUUUGAGAUGGUUAGCAACAAGGGUCGUGAGUGGAGAAAGAACAACAAGUACAACCAUCGAAUGUCGCGAAAAGGUUAUGCAAACCUUACCGAAGAGAUGAAAGCAAGCACAUCUAAUGGUGAGUUAAUUGAUCGUGCUUUAGUAUGGAAGAAAGCACACUAA
Molecule: messenger RNA, 672 nt
Organism: Cucumis melo (muskmelon)
Lineage: Eukaryota; Viridiplantae; Streptophyta; Magnoliopsida; Cucurbitales; Cucurbitaceae
Exons: 4
Coding region: 1-672 (223 amino acids)
Source: RefSeq, a predicted model, not a curated record